This is a messenger RNA of Lolium rigidum, 2214 nucleotides long. RefSeq lists its product as uncharacterized. The record is from RefSeq and is a predicted model, not a curated record. Gene Ontology annotation, biological process: protein transport. The coding region runs from base 1 to 2214 and encodes 737 amino acids. NCBI's taxonomy places the organism in Eukaryota, Viridiplantae, Streptophyta, Magnoliopsida, Poales, Poaceae. The transcript has 6 exons.
AUGUUCGACAGCCUGAUCAACUCCAAGUUCUACAACCGGUGCAAGCACGCCUUCAAAUGCAUCCGGACGCGGCUCGUCGUCAUACGCCGCAAGAAGCAGGCUAUGAUCGGCUUCAUGAAGAAGGACGUCGCAGAGCUCCUCUCCAACGGCCACGACAAGCACGCCUUCGGACGGAUGGAUGCGCUGAUAGUCGAGAUGAACCAUGCAUUUUGCUAUGACAUGAUCGAGGAGUACUGCGAUUUCAUUGGGAAGCAGCUCAACAGCCUACAGAAACAGAGGGAGUGUCCCCAGGAGUCCAGGGAGGCCGUGUCAACCCUAAUCUUUGCUGCUGCUCGCUUCCCAGACUUGCCUGAACUGUGUGACCUAAGGCAUGUAUUCACAGGAACAUAUGGUACUCUCGAGCCAUUCAUUAGCCACAAGUUUGUUCGGAAACUUCAAAGCGAUUUAUUCACAGAUGAGGAGAAGUUUCAAGUGAUGCAAAGUGUUGCUGAAGAGUUCUCUGUUGGUUUUGAUAGAAAGGCAUUGGAAAUCAAGUUAUGGGCGCCACCAGAGACUAAAGAUGGUUUUCUUGAAAAGGAUUCAGUGGAGAAGGUUGAGCUGGUAACGCCUUUACCCAUUAAGCAGAAGGAUGAUGGUGAACAUCAGGGGACUGGUGAACAUCCACUCGAAAGAAAAUCUGAAGCUACACCUGUGGACCACAAGCAGAAAGUGGAAGCGGAACCGAAACCAAAAGAUGUUCAGGCUGAUCGGGCUGUUGAUAACAGCCUUGGUCGAUUGAAUGAUAAUACUGGAGGGAAGAAUUCUGAUAAAUCUCAUUGUAGGCAAAACUUGGGGAAAUCAGUAUCCCCUAUUGAAACUAAAAGGGGGGAAACUGAAAAGCAAGUUCAGAAAUUGAAGAAGAAAGACUCCCGCCCUUCUGAAAAAGAGCUGAUGGAAGCUAUCGAGCUAGAUAUUGAUGGCCUGCCGAAACAUGAAUCUGGUUCAGUGAAAUUUCCUGAGGCAGAAAGCAACAAGAUAGUUCCACCAAUUGUCAAGCCAAAAGAAGCUGAGAAAGAACAUGUUGUGGAAAAGGAGAAUUACAAGGGACUUGGUUAUCAGCACCGAUCACCCAUGCCUGGCCGUCCUGAUAAUAGGAGACAAGCAAACUUAGGGUGCAAAACUCUUGGCCUGCAGAAGCUAGAACCUAGGUCACUAAAUCCUUCGAGUGGCAAGACUACAAACAGGACCCCUCCUUAUGCCAAGACAAAUGUAGCGAAGGUCAAGAAUUGUGAUGAAAAAGAAGAGAGCAACAGUUUGUUGCAUGGUAGGCCACAGCAGUUAAAGGAUGUGGAACAGAUGGUGCAAAAUGGACAGAGCGUGCCACAGAGGGCAGCUAAUAUGCGGCCUCCUUAUAUCAACCCCAAAUUUGGCAUGCAGGUAACUGAUGAUUCUACAAAACCAACUGGCAGUGUCUUCAAGAAGCACAAUCUGACUGAACAAACAGAUCGUCCUGCUGAAAGCCAUGUGCUUCGGCCCGUUUCUGUUAGAAGGAAGAAGCCACAAGCACUUGGUGAUGCUUAUGAUGAGGCACCUGAGAAGGUCACAAGCCAAACACCCAGCAGUCUCAGAAGACCAGCAAGCAAGCACAAGGUUGCUAGUGAUGCCUAUGAUGAGAACGGUCAUGGUGUUGGUAAUGGCAGGAAUGUUGAAAGAACUCCUAGCAGUCGACCAAGUCACUCAGGAAGGAGAAACAGAGCUCUGCACAUGGACGACCACGAUGGGUCCAUGCUGCGGCCUCAAGCUGGCGAAGAUGAAAGUGCUAUUGAUUUUGGUAAUCUCCUACCACGGACUACAAAAGGGCAUCAUAGAGUCGAUAGCAAGAACACUGCUGUGCAUGGUGGAGAUCUGGAUGAGGAGGAAAGGAUAAUGGACAAGCUGCUCAUGCAUUAUAGCAAGAAAGGCUUACAUAUGGAUGAAACCAAAACAACAACAGGAACCAGCAGAACUGCUAACUAUGAUGAAGCACAAACACAAUGUCAGGAAAACGGUUCUUUGCACCGUCCUGGAAGAACAGUCUCGCUACCGCCGGAAUCUGCCAGCACGGGUGAAGCUUCCCAGGUUCCUGCUCGGUCCUCCUCAUUGCGGUUGAAAUGUCCUAGGGGUGUUCACGUCCACCCAAAAAUGCCGGACUUUGAGGAACUGGCCGCUCGGGUCAUUGCUCUAAGGAAUGCUUAA